GGAAGCAAUGGCUCCACGCGGGGCUGCGCGCUCAACUGGCGUCCUUCCCUGCACGCGGCGCGGCGGCCCUUGCGCAUGCGCCGCGGCGGGUCCCGCUAUAUAAGGAAGGAGCACGCGGAGCCGCCAGCUGAGGGGAGACUAUGUCGCGUUACGGGCGCUACGAGACCAAGGUGUACGUGGGCAACCUGGGCACAGGUGCUGGGAAGGGUGAGCUGGAGAGAGCUUUCAGCUACUAUGGGCCGCUGCGCACUGUGUGGAUCGCCCGAAACCCACCUGGCUUCGCCUUUGUGGAGUUUGAAGACCCCCGAGAUGCUGAGGAUGCUGUUCUUGGAUUAGAUGGGAAGAUAAUCUGUGGCUCCAGAGUACGUGUAGAGCUGUCGACCGGCAUGCCUCGUCGCUCCCGCUAUGACAGACCUCCAGCCCGACGGCCGUUUGAUCCUAACGACAGGUGUUACGAAUGUGGGGAGAAGGGUCAUUAUGCGUAUGACUGUCAUCGUUACAGUCGUCGGAGGAGGAGCCGGUCACGGUCUAGAUCCCGUUCAAGAUCCAGAGGAAGAAGGUAUUCUCGCUCACGCAGCCGAAGUCGUGGCAGGAGAUCCAGGUCAGCUUCCUAUCGCAGAUCCCGGUCAUUCUCUCCUCGUAGAUAUAGGUCAGUCUCAACCCGCAUGUCCCGAUCUGAUUCUUUAAGAAGAUCAAGGUCUAGAUCCAGGUCAAGAUCAAGAUCUAGGUCUGCUCUGUGGCCACGAAGCAGUAGAUCAAAGUCCAGAUCACCGUCUCCAAAGAGAAGCCGUUCACCAUCAGGAAGUCCAUAAAGGAAUGCAAGUCCUGAAAGAAUGGAUUAAGAUUACAAAAUUAACCCUUUAGGAAGAAAAAUAUUUUGUUUACAUUAUUGUAAGGGAUUUUGUUAUGUCUUUGAUAUAAAUGUAAGGGCUUAGUCCUAGGAUAUUUCUACAUACUAACAAUUGGCAUGGAUCCAGAUCCCUUAAAUUUGCCAAAAGUCAUAUCAAUGAACAAAUAAACAGCUUUUUGGUUUAACA
Messenger RNA from Alligator sinensis (Chinese alligator), 1037 nucleotides. RefSeq names its product serine/arginine-rich splicing factor 7-like. Gene Ontology annotation, biological process: mRNA splicing, via spliceosome. The record is from RefSeq and is a predicted model, not a curated record. The coding region runs from base 141 to 812 and encodes 223 amino acids. Gene Ontology annotation, cellular component: nuclear speck. NCBI's taxonomy places the organism in Eukaryota, Metazoa, Chordata, Crocodylia, Alligatoridae. Gene Ontology annotation, molecular function: zinc ion binding; RNA binding. The transcript is spliced from 8 exons.